Amoebophrya sp. A120 is the source of this 5177-nucleotide messenger RNA. NCBI's taxonomy places the organism in Eukaryota, Dinophyceae, Syndiniales, Amoebophryaceae. The record is from the annotation of a GenBank genome assembly.
AUCUUCUCUAGCACAAGCAUCUAAAGUAGAGGGCAUCGCAUAAAAAAGGCUAGCAGCACCAUCUUCGUGAAACUAGUAGACGGCUGUAGAAAGUAGUAGAUCUAAAUAUUUGAAGCUGGCUAUAGACUUUUUCUCCUCCUCUUCCUUGACCAGAAAGAGAUCAUCCAAAAAUUGUCCCCCGCACUCUUUGUAUUUGUUGAUUGAGCAGCAGAAGCACCUGCAACGUAGUUGUUCCUGACAAGCGAAAAUGCUCACACGACAAACGAGGAGCUAACUACAUUGGCCACUUGAUCAGCAGAUGGAGAUGCCCGAGAAAAUAGAAGAACUACCGACGAGCGCAAGAGCCGGCACCGCGUACCAGGACGAGAACUUCUACGGAACCGAGCUGUUACAGGAGUGUCCACUUCUACGCCGGUACCUCUCCGAGCGCGGCAUUCCCCACCUGCGAGAUUUCCAGGUCGAAGCGCUGAAGCAGUUUCGUCGUGGUGGUGACAGUUUAGUAGUGGUCGCGACGGGUCUGGGCAAGUCUCUCUGCUACCAGCUGGCGCCGCUCGUUUGGAAAGGCACUGGUGGUGUGCGGCGAGGACACCAGAAAGCAGCGCUAAAUGAUGUCCACAAGGACCAGCAGCACUCUCCGCAGUGUACUUCUUCAGAACUAUUGCAAGACACGAAAUGCGCGAAAAUUUGUUUCGUGGUGUCUCCCCUGAUUUCGCUCAUGCAAGAUCAGGUACGUAACCUGAAUAGCUCCCUUUACAGCAGUGACGAGGAAGUAGUACUAGCGGACAAACCCGGAGAACGAGAGACGAGAGGCGUCAAGGACCAAGAGGCAGCACAAAAAGACGAAGCAGCAGAGAACAAGGAGUCCCGUGGCCGACUGACCCGAGAAAUUGAGCUGCGUGCCUGCUACCUGGGCUCGGCGCAGCGGGAUAAGCAGAUCUUUGAUAAGGUUGUCGAUGGGCAGUUUGACCUUGUGUAUGCGAGCCCGGAAUGGAUCCUCAACAAUGAAUCCCGUCUUGCACAGCUGGCGCCGCGAAUUUGCCUUUUUGCCGUUGAUGAGGCUCACUGCGUCGCAGAGUGGGGCCACGAUUUUCGGCCGGAGUAUCAAAAGCUUGGCGCGGUUUUCCGGGGCGAACGCGGUAGUUACAAGGAGCAGAUACGUGGCGGGGUUGUAAAUGCCGGCUCAACAACAUCUCACACACUGCCAAACCAGCGCGAGUCUCUGCGCAACAUUCCAAUCAUGUGUCUGUCAGCCACCUGCCCAGCCUCCGUCCAGGAUACGAUAUACCAGAAGAUGCAGCUGCAGGCAACCUGCUGCCUUAUCAAAGGCCGGCAAAAUCGACCUAAUCUGCACUACAGGGUUCUGUUUUGCGAAAACGAGAUUGAUGCGCAGGGGCAACUUUUGUCCAUGCUACUGGGGCACGAUCGACGGGGUGACAACUCUGACUGCAUCAGGAACGACACGACGAGCACGACAAGUAGAAAUGCCUCUGCCGGGGGCGCUGGUGCUUUCGCAGGCGCUUCCGUGGCAAACGCUUCGGCUAGGACAGUCGUGAAGGUGAAGAUGCCGUCGACUAUUAUUUACCUGAACACCAAGGCAGAGGCGGACAUGCUUACGGGUACGUUAGCGAAAACUGUCCCCACUACCCCGGUUUUCCCCAAAGAAAAAAAAUUUUCAUGCAUUGCCGCAACUCCACGAUAACCGGCCCCGCAACCUUCCCGGACGGCAUCCACCAGCGGCUCUCCUAGACGGAUAAUUCCUGAGGUUAAUAUGCAAGAUAAGAAGUUAGUUAGCUAGUGGCGCACAAAAACUAAGUCGUUACUUUUUGAGAUAUUAGAUCGUGUGUAUCUUUUUUAGCUAUCUAGGCCUUUUCCGCGGCUGGAAUACGGCGACGAAGCUCCGCUGCAUUGCCUGGACUUGCUGGUGCAUCAAGGACACGUAACUGGAGAAGGUCCUGCUGUGCUGUUACCUCGUCUACGCGGUAACAGUUCUACGAAGGGGUUCAACGGGAUCGGCCGCGAGGAACAUCUUCGUGUUGCUCUGCCCCAGGAGAUGGGCCCGGAAUCCGGAGCGCGGAGGCCUUUCUUAAUUGGCAUACAUAUAUAUAGAAGGACUGCAAAUCUAGUUAUUGUGCGCCACUAGCUAAAAACUAAUUUCUUUCAUUCCAUAAAGGGAUGCACACCGGGAGGAUCGGGUUGCUCGUCUCGGCUGUUCGCGGAGGAGGUCGGCUACGAAGGGCUCAUCCUGGUCGAACUUGGAUCGAAGAAAAAAAAAAAGUUACUUGGGGAAAACCGGGGUAGUGGGGACAGUUUUCGCUAACGUAACGGGGUUUUUGAGCAAAAACAUUUCGUGCGCACAACAAGGAGGGCGAGUUCUGGAGGUCGGUUCAUCUACUGCAAGCGCGUGCUUGGUAGCGGGAGUGUCGACGCCACUCUAUCAGAUGCAAAAAAAUGCACCGGCGCAGCGUGACGUAGGACGCCCUCGCAGUGAUGUGGUCACUGUAGUGCCUUGUUCGGGGGGGACCACCACCACAACAACAUCCACAAACGACGAAGACGCGAGCUGCACAAACAUGCUCUAUCCCAUAGUCGAGGCGUACCACGGGGGUCGGUCGGCGGAAGAGCGAGCGCGUGUGUAUGAAAAUUUUCAGGCGGGGAGUACCGCGAUUGUGUGCUGCACCGUGGCGUUCGGCAUGGGUAUCAACAAAAAGGACGUGCGCCGGGUGAUUCAUUUUGGCGCCCCGAAGAGUCUCUUCCACUACAUCCAGCAAACAGGGCGGGCUGGACGCGACGGGCUAGUCGCUCACUGCACCGCGCUGAUCACCAAAUCUGACGAAGCCAAGUCUUUCCGGCGGGUGCAAACAGCACGCGAGCAGGAGGCGCACAAGAAGGUGUGGAACUUUCUCUACAGUCGGCACUGUCGGCGGGGCCAGAUUCUCGACGAGCUCGAGGAGAGCGACUCUUGGAGGAAUGAGCCGGCGCGGGGGGCGUGCUUUGCACUCGAUCCGGCCGGGCGUGCCGUUCCCUGGCUCUCGCCCCAGCGCUACCGGACGUUCUGUGGCUUCUGCGAUUGUUGCGACCAAAAUUCGCCGUUUCCGAACGAACCUGGCAAGCUACGGCGUCUCCUGCGAGAAGUGGGCGAUGAAGGAACAUCUUGUUCACCAAGAAGCGCAGAAGAGAUGUUGGCCUCGGGCGGCGGGCACCGGAUCCGCAGCAACAAACGCCGUCGUGUCUCCGACCAGUCCCAGUCGAUAAUUAGUCUUUCAUAUUCCUAUUCGGCGGGCGGCGAAAAUGACUCCGUAGUGGACAAAUUGUACGCGCUGCGAGCCUGCAGCCACGAUGCGGUUGGCGCACAAGAUAUGACUGUCAAGCCGGCGGCGCAGUUCAGCGAAGACGUGCCGUCGAUCUCCAUUGCUGGUCUGACGAAAAACGCUCAGGACACAGCAUCAGGAUCAGCAUCGAAAGGCGGACGAGGCGGCAAUCGUUUUCACUUUUCCGCCACCAAAGGCAAAGGUACUACCGGGUUAGAAAAGCAGGUGAGCAGUACUCGCUUUGUCGCGACGACCCGAGGCGCCGGCGGAAAUUUCCGCAAAAAUUUGGCCUCUUUCAACAACGCAGUUGAUUUCACCGCGGAUGCCGGAGUUUUCUUGCGUGCGUUGGUAGCGUGCCACGGCCAGACAGGGUUGAAUCUUGCUAUCAGUGUGUUGGUUGGUAAGAGCAACCAGCAAGUGAAGAAGCGUGGCCUAGAUAAGGGUGCGGAAUUCGGGACUGGCGUGCACCGCUCCGAGGCCUUCUGGAAAGCGUUUGGACGCGUCGUUGAGCAGGCGAACCUUGCGGAGCAAGUGGCCAGAGAAAUGUCCACCGGAAUCCGUUACUUUGCUUGGCGGGCAACCGAUUCAGGGAAGAAGUUCCUGCUACCACGGACUACCGAAACCGAAAAGAAGAAUCACCAAAGCGGAAUAAAGACGAUAGUGCUAUCUUCCGAAUCUUCAUCUGCCGACCGUCGUGAUCUCUGCAAAAGCACAACUCCCGGCCUCGUCGCAGCGCGGGAGGCUGAAGCUGCAAUGCCUUCGCUUUUUGUCGACUUGCCGCUUCCGAAAGAUCUUGCGGAUGCCCUCGCGCUCGCAGACGCGAGACAUGUUGCGAACGCGGCGGUGCACGGCCGCAGAGCUGCCAUGACUACAGGAGGCGUCACGGCGGUCCUCGGCUGUUGUACUGCUUCUAGAACAAGUGCCAGCACAUUGUCCAGCAGAAACACGCAAGGCGGUCACGAGCGCAAGGCCGCGGCAGCGACUGGAACGCAGGCGGAUGAGUUAUUCGACCACUUAAAGCAACUAAGACUGGUGUACAGCCGCGGCAAAGCACUACCUGACUACAUCAAGCAAGGUCCUUUUCUGCGUAACUUGGCCAACGUACGACCUUCCUCGGUGGCGAAGUGCAUGACCAUCACAGGAUACGACGGAGGUGUGUUGCCAUCAGUACUGGAAAAGUUCGUUAAGCUGGUCGUCGAUUACUGCCGACGACACAACCUGCCCACAGACGACUUCGCUGCUGAUGGCGCACCAGCUCCUUGUGUGGAUGAAGAAGUGAAGAUGAACGUUGCAGAUGAAGCAGGAAUUAGUACUAUUGCAAAGAGUACUAGUAGCUACCUUAUUCUUGCUGCUCCUGCUCCUUUGAGCCGUGUAGCUGAAGACCACCACGAAGGGGCGUGCAAACAAGAAGACCCGAUGAACCACAACAAGGAGAACAAGAAGUGUGCCUCGAGUAGGGGGAUUGGUGCUGACGCGGCUACGUCCGUUUCGUCCACUAUUGCUCCUCGAAGGGACGAAAGGGAGAAGGAGAACUUCGCAAGCCUCCCACUACCUGCAACGUCGUUCACGUCACGACGAGGAAUGUCGUCGUAUGUUCCUGGUGCUUACCCUGGUUCUACUACUAGCGCGCACAACCUCAGAGGUGGCGCCUUCAGGCUACCGUCUCUUUUCGGGUGCGCACAAGAGCAAGAACAACCUGCAGGAGAGCCAGAGGCGCGGCGACUUUGUGUGGAUGGGGGGGCGCCUGGGGCAGCCACUCACGGUGUUGAAGUGGAAACACAUGGACAUGGAGGUGGCUCGCUGCUUCAUUAUAUUGCUUUGCCACCGCAAUUGAAAAAGCCUAAACUCGGCGUGAAGGAUCGUCGAUGA